Molecule: messenger RNA, 783 nt
Organism: Wickerhamiella sorbophila
Lineage: Eukaryota; Fungi; Ascomycota; Dipodascomycetes; Dipodascales; Trichomonascaceae
Product: Cytochrome c oxidase assembly protein COX11, mitochondrial
Exons: 1
Coding region: 1-783 (260 amino acids)
Cellular component (GO): mitochondrial inner membrane
Molecular function (GO): copper ion binding
Source: RefSeq, a predicted model, not a curated record
AUGUUUAGCCUCGCAUUUAAACGAGCAUGCAAACCCCGUCAACCUGUACAGUGGUGGAAUAAAUUCCGUUUUAAUUCCACAGGAGCUGCCGGUCCCUCUGGACCCAAGCGGCGACUGACUGCAGAUGAGUACUUCAAGUUGCUGGAUCUCAAGAAAGCCCAGAAGCGAAAGGAUACCCUGACGCUUGUUCUGUACAGCUCGGGCAUCGUUAUUUGGUUUACGACUCUAGCAUACGCCUCUGUGCCUCUAUAUCGUGCCCUCUGCUCACGCACUGGUUUCGGUGGCACCCCAAUCACCGACUAUACAAAGUUCAGCGCGGACCGCAUGCAACCAGUUGACCGCAGCCAGCGGAUUUCGAUCAAGUUCUCCUCUGAAGUGUCGCCGCAGCUGCCCUGGACAUUCAAGCCUGAGCAGCGCGAGGUCCAGGUUCUUCCCGGUGAGACUGCCCUUGCGUUCUACAAGGCCAAGAAUCUCAGCGACGAGCCGCUGAUCGGCAUCGCAACAUACACGGUGGUUCCCGACCGGGCUGCUGCGUACUUUUCGAAAAUCCAAUGCUUCUGUUUCGACGAGCAGCUGCUGCUGCCUGGCGAAGAGAUCGACAUGCCCGUGUUCUUUUUUAUCGAUCCAGACUACGCCCGUGACCCGGCCAUGUCCCACACCAACGACAUCGUCCUCCACUACACAUUCUUCAAGUCGCUCGAGUCCGAGGACAUGGCCAAAAAGCUGUCGGAUCUGGGCCGCAUAGGCCCCGUGGUCGAAGAAACAGCCGCUCCUGGGGCGUGA